GUUUUUCUUGUUUUGGUAGGGACCUUUGAGGGACUGAUUUCAUCAUCAUGAUUGACCUGCUAGGAGAUUCGAGCCUGGCACAGGUCAACGGUUUGACCAUCACAGUCACACUAGGUGUAGUGGCUAUCUCCCUGGCCCUUUGGACAAUGGUCAGACCUAGGAACUUCCCUCCUGGACCGAAAGGACUUCCUAUUGUUGGAAGCCUCUUCUCAUUGGACGAAAGCCUGGAGAAGAUUUUUACUGGCUGGAUCAAACAGUACGGUGAUAUCUUUGGUUUUAAGCUUGGUGAACACUGGAUGGUCGUCUUAAAUCAUCAAGAGAUCAUCAAGAAAGCUCUUCUCAAGCAAAGUGUCCAAUUUGCAGGUCGUCCAAGAUCCCCGUCAGGUGUGUACAUGUAGACUCUGCAGUUGUCUACCAUA
Strongylocentrotus purpuratus (purple sea urchin) is the source of this 419-nucleotide messenger RNA. RefSeq names its product cytochrome P450 83A1-like. NCBI's taxonomy places the organism in Eukaryota, Metazoa, Echinodermata, Echinoidea, Camarodonta, Strongylocentrotidae. The transcript is spliced from 2 exons. The record is from RefSeq and is a predicted model, not a curated record. Bases 48 to 398 code for a protein of 116 amino acids. Gene Ontology annotation, molecular function: oxidoreductase activity, acting on paired donors, with incorporation or reduction of molecular oxygen; iron ion binding; monooxygenase activity.